AUGGAAAAAAAAGCUGCCGGUUUUAUUAUAUUUAGAAAAAUAAGUGAUAAUUUUGAAUAUUUGCUACUGCAAGCAUCUUAUGGAACUCAUCAUUGGACACCUCCAAAAGGACAUGUCGAACCUGGAGAGAGUGAGAUGGAAGCUGCAUUAAGAGAGACAAAAGAGGAAGCCGGAUUUGAAAAAGAUGAUCUUAAAAUUUAUAAGAAUUUUCAAAGGACUCUAAGGUAUACAGCAAAUGGAACUCGUAAAACAGUAGUAUAUUGGUUAGCAGACCUUUACAAAAACACACCUGUAACUCUUUCUUCGGAACAUCAAGCUUAUAAAUGGGGAAUAUUAAAUGAAGCAAGUAAACUUUGUCACUUUAAGGAUUUUGAAGAACUUCUCAAAGAUUGUGAGGAAUUUUUGAAAAAAGACUAUAAUAAAUAUGAAUUCUAA
Molecule: messenger RNA, 435 nt
Organism: Pediculus humanus corporis (human body louse)
Lineage: Eukaryota; Metazoa; Arthropoda; Insecta; Psocodea; Pediculidae
Product: Bis, putative
Exons: 3
Coding region: 1-435 (144 amino acids)
Biological process (GO): ATP biosynthetic process; AMP biosynthetic process
Molecular function (GO): bis(5'-nucleosyl)-tetraphosphatase (asymmetrical) activity
Source: RefSeq, a predicted model, not a curated record